GUCUCUGCACACCAAGCACAAACGUGUUUCAGUCUGUUGGGUAAUUGUUUGUGGGAUGUAAAGUGGAAGGAAAUCUGACGCCUUUUCCACUCUUGUAAGAAACAUCAAUGAAUGUGUUGAAUGAACGUAUCACUCAUUACGCAGUAUAUUAAUAAGUGCAGUGGGAGGUAUGAGGCCAGGUUCACUAUCGCUGGGAGGAGACCGGACACUCACCCACUCAGUCAAGCCAGAUAUCGGAGAGCUCACAACCACUAUCUCUCCCCAUCUCGGACAAAGCAUAACAUAACUGGACAUCACUUCGCACUAGAGACACUGUGCCAUUUCUUCGAAGAGGCAACAAGUAAGGGAUUUUUUUUCUCAAUUACAAAUCCCAGAUCAGUGAGGUGUGCGUGAUCGUUCCCAGAAAACGGCAGAAGGAUGAACAGCUUCGAUCUGGAUGAGCUGUUCGACACGUGGGAGGACCUGAACCUCACAGGCCUCCUGGAGAACGGGACGCGCGUGGAGAUGGGUGGCUGUCCCACAGCCUUCGACCGCAGCGCCCUGCUCUACUCCAUGUGCAUCCUCUAUGUCUUCAUCUUCGUGGUCGGUUUGGCCGCCAACAGCCUUGUCCUCUGGAUCAACAUCCGCGCCCAGCGCACCACCUCCCCUCGCCACGAGACCCACCUUUACAUCGCCCAUCUGGCGGUGGCUGACCUGUGCGUAUGCAUCACAUUGCCCGUGUGGGUGAGCUCCCUGGCACAGCACAGCCACUGGCCCUUCAGCGAGUUGGCAUGUAAGCUCACCCACCUGCUCUUCUCCGUUAACCUCUUCAGCUCCAUCUUCUUCCUGGCCUGCAUGAGCGUCGACCGCUACAUGAGCAUGACACGGCCGGCCGACAGUGAGGAUGGGGGCCGGCGCCGGAAGCUGAUUCGCCACGGCGUAUGUAUGGGGGUGUGGCUCCUGGCUCUGGUGGCUUCCUUGCCGGACACAUACUUCCUGCGGGCUCUGAGGUCAUCACAAGGGGAGGUAGUGCUGUGCAGGCCGGUGUACCCAGAGGAACACCCUAGGGAGUGGAUGGUAGGGGUCCAGCUGAGCUUUAUCCUGUUUGGCUUCAUCAUCCCCUUCCCUGUCAUCGCUCUGGCCUAUGCCCUCUUGGCCAAAGCACUCUCCUCCUCCUCCUCUUCCUCCUCGGCAGUGGAGCAGGAGCGUCGUGUGAGCCGCAGGGUGAUCCUGGCCUACAUAGUGGUGUUCCUCGGCUGCUGGGGGCCCUACCACGGGGUGCUCCUGGCCGAUGCCCUCUCCCUGCUGGGCCUGGUUCCUCUGAGCUGUGGGCUGGAGAACGCCCUCUACGUGGCGCUGCACCUCACCCAGUGUCUGUCCCUGCUCCACUGCUGCGUCAACCCCAUCCUCUACAACUUCCUCAACAGGAACUACCGCUACGACCUGAUGAAGGCCUUCAUCUUUAAGUACUCCACACGUACAGGCCUGGCCAGGCUCAUAGAACAGACCCAUGUCUCUGAGACAGAGUACUCUGCCGUCGCUGUGGAGAACACACCACAGAUCUGAGACUGAACUCUAGAACACACUCUGGAACUCAAAAACACAUCAAGGACAUUUAGAACAUAGUCUAGAUCAGUGGUCACCAACUGGUCCAUCUCCAAACAUUCACCAAACAUGUCUGUAAAAAGCCCAACGAGAAAGCCUUGCGUUCUUAAUUGUUUUGCUCUGUUUGCGGUAGGUGCACUUCAUUCAGCUGCCCUGCUUCCCAGGUAGUCGAAGUGUUCCCAUUUUUAAUAACUUAAGGUACAAACUCUGCCUACCCAGUUGUCGUGGAGAUCAAAUCAAGUACACCUAUAGGCAUACCGUUGGCUAAUCAGAUAUACUAUAUAUACACAAAAGUAUGUGGACACUCCUUCAAAUGAGUGGAUUUGGCUAUUUCAGCUACACCCGUUGCUGACAGGUGUAUAAAAUCAAGCACACAACCAUACAAUCUCCAUAGAGAAACAUGGGCAGUAAAAUUGCCUUACUGAAGAGCUCAGUGACUUUCAAUGUGGCACCGUCAUAGGAUGCCAUCCUUUCCAACAAGUCAGUUAGUCAAAUUUCUGCCCUACUAGAGCUGCCCCGGGAAAGAGUAAGUGCUGUUAUUGUGAAGUGGAAACGUGUAGGAGCAACAACGGCUUAGCCGAGAAGUGGUAAGCCACACAAGCUCACAGAACGGUCUGUCCUAGCAUUGCCUGUAUUCGAGCUGCAGCAAUGAUUGUACAUAGAGUUCACCCAAUAGCUACAUUAUUUUUUUAACUGCUAGAGGUGUGUGUGUGUGUGUGUGCGUACGGUGUGUGGACCUUAAAGUCCACUUUGUAAAUAGUUAGAAGGGCAUUGAAAUACUGUACAUAUAUUAUCAUUAUGAGAUUGUUUUUGUUCAACUUAAGAUAUAUUUUUGUACAUAUUAUAACAUAUUUAUGGUAUGCUUCAACUUUCCAAUUUUGUAUGUUUUUAAUCAUUGUGUUGUGGAUUCAGAAGUCCAUUUCAGUAAUGUCUAUGUGUUCAUAAAGCUGCCUCGUUGUAAAUGAGAGUCCCUUCCUCUGUGACACCAGUCCUGCUGUCUACUUCAAUCUCAUAAUACUUUGAACCUUUCCUCUUCUCCCUCCUUCUGUGACCCCUGACCUAGAAUGACCAGAGAGGUCCUGGAAUUGUCUCAGAAAAUGUUGAGUUUUCAGAACAGUGAUCAUUUAAGGAGGCGACAAGGAAAGGAAGCUAGGUAGGAGUGUUGACACAGCCUCGAUAUCUCUAUCACCACAUAUAGCAUAGCUGUAACUAUACAAUACGUUAUGGCUAAUAGAGAUUUAGAGAUCAUAGUGAGACACAUGUGCUUCAUAUGGCAUCAGGGACGCAGCAUCAGCACACAGACCACACCACAGCACAGACAGUGAGGGCUUUAUGACCAAUAACCAAACACAGCUUUACUGCAUCCAUGUGUAGGCAGCCACAGCCACAAUGCUGGACAGAUGUGUAUAAAUGCUGCAGUCUAUCAAUACGAAAAAGAGGAACUACAUUCUGAAUCUUUUAUUGGGAUAUAUCCUGUGUGUGUCUAUGUAUGUCUGUGAGUGCGAGAGAGACAGAGUUCGUAUGUGGGCGUGCAUGUGUCUGUGUGCGCGUGUGUGUCUGUCUUCAUGUUGUGUGCCACAGUACAAACAGUAUGACACACAGUGUUCCAUGCCAAAUUAUGAUGUUGGAUAUAGGGAUGAGCAUGAUUAUUUAAAUAUUCAAAUAUCCGAACGGAUGUUAGUAUUUGAAUACUUGUGUGAAUAUACAUUCCUGUAUAGGUCUAUUUUAAACACCCACAACAGUAGAAAUCAACUUCUCGUGCUGAAAGACGAUGACCAGAGCUUACCCGUGAUGUUGCACAAUGAUGUAAAUAAUUCAUCUUUUUAGUCAUAGUACAUUAUGAUAUAUUUGGGCUUGAAAUGCCAAAUCUGAAUGUGUGACUUCGGACGUUUCUGUGAGACUUAUGCGUUUUUUCUUAUGGGAUGACGUGCAAAUUCUUUACAGCCUGUUUUGUUUCAGAGCUGGGUUUUAUUUAAAUGUUACCACCCACCAACAUGGCAAUGUUAAUUAAUCAGAAACACCUGCUGUAAAGUUCUUCCUAUUCGCAAGUCAUCUGAGAGCCUGACAGCUUUUCUCUGUAGCAAAAACAGGGGUUUCUACUAGAUAAAACAGCCACAAAGUCAAAAUUGUCUAUAUUAUACAGAUUUGUGAAAACAAAAAUGUGCUUUUUGGUCUUCAUUUCAGGUUAGGGUUAGGCUAAGGUUAGCAGCGUGGUUAAUGUUAGGGUUAAGGUGAGAGUUAGGUUAAAAAUCAAUGACUUUGUGGCUGGGUGACGACCCUACACUUGACCGCCUUGCCAUGGAGCAAAUUAAAUUAAAACAAAUUAAUGUUUUUGCUUCUGCCCUUUUUUUUACAAGCAAAUUAUCAUAAUCAAUUGGAUAAUUUGUCAAGUUUCACUUAUUUUUCUGCUAGUCAACCACUAUGCGGAUGUCGGCUAAAGCGGAACUGAUUGAAUAGAGUCCUUAAGUUAAAAAAACACAAGUAUUUUCAAUAUCCGGAUAUCCAACAAAAAUGAAUGAUACUAUUCAAAUAUUGAACAGAUGUCAAACCCCUAUCCCUAGUUGGAUAUGUCCUAAACAUUUAUGUGUACAAUGCUAUUUCUGUCUGUGGUAGAAAACAUAUUUAUUUUGAUACUUUGUCAUGAGUCAUCGUGUUAUCUGAUUGGAUGCAUAUGUAUCCUAUUACAUUGUAAGGGUUCCAAUCCUAGCAGUGAUUAUUAAAACAAAGAAACAAAGACCGACAUGUCUACAAGAAGAGGCAUUCCAAUAUAUUUUAUAGAGAUAUUUUAUGUUUACUGUAUGUUAUGGAUUUUGUUACUCAUUAAAUACCAAAAAUGAAUACUAUGUCUGAAGAUCUUUUGCUUUGUGUUAGUACUUUAAUCACAGCUUUUUAAUUAAAGUAACAAAUGGUGAAAUUGAACCAUUGUUUAUUGCAUUACAGGACAGCUUUAGUAUAGCAGCUCUGACUGGACACCUCCGGUGGAUGAGGUGAGCUAUAUUUGAGCAAUAAGGCUUGAGGGGGUGUGGUACAGUGCAUUCAGAAACCAUUCACACCCCUUGACUUUUUCCAUAUUUGUUUACGUUACAACCUUAUUCUAAAAUGGAUUAAAUGUUUUUUUUCCUCCUCAAUCUACACACAAUAUCUCAGAAAGACAAAACAAACAUUUUUUUAAAAAUGUUUACACAUUUGUAAAAUAAAUAAAAAAUUGAAAUAUCACAUUUACAUAAGUAUUCAGACCCUUUACUCAGUACUUUGUUGAAGCACCUUUUGCAGCGAUUACAGCCUUGAGUCUUCUUGGUUAUGAAGCUACAAGCUUGGCACACCUGUAUUUGGGGAGUUUCUCCCAUUCUUCUCUGCAGAUCCUCUCAAGCUCCGUCAGGGUGGAUGGAGAGUGUCACUGCACAGCUAUUUUCAGGUCUCUCCAGAGAUGUUUGAUUGGGUUGAAUUCCGGGCUCUGGCUGGGCAACUCAAGGACAUUCAUAGACUUGUCCCGAAGCCACUUCUGCAUUGUCUUGACUGUGUGCUUAGGGUCUUUGUCCUGUUGGAAGGUGAACCUUCACCCCAGUCUGAGGUCCUGAGCGCACUGGAGCAGGUUUUAAUAAAAGAUCUCUCUGUGCUUUGCUCAGUUAAUCCUCGCCUCGUUUCUGACUAGUUUCCCAGUCCCUGCCACUGAAAAACAUCCCCACAGCAUGAUGCUGCCACCACCAUGCUUCACCAUAAGGAGAAUCUUGUUUCUCAUGGUCUGAGAGUCUUUAGGUGCCUUUUGACAAGCUCCAAGCAGGCUGUCAUGUGCAUUUUACUGAGGAGUGGACCUGUAGAACAGGUUGAUAUGCAGUUUUUCCAGAAAAACCAGGUUAAUAUAUACAGAUGUGUGCUCAGUAAGACAGUA
This is a messenger RNA of Oncorhynchus keta (chum salmon), 5473 nucleotides long. Its product is annotated as atypical chemokine receptor 3-like. The transcript has 2 exons. Gene Ontology annotation, biological process: vasculogenesis; angiogenesis; chemotaxis. The coding region runs from base 418 to 1545 and encodes 375 amino acids. Gene Ontology annotation, cellular component: membrane. Gene Ontology annotation, molecular function: coreceptor activity; G protein-coupled receptor activity; chemokine binding. Lineage: Eukaryota; Metazoa; Chordata; Actinopteri; Salmoniformes; Salmonidae. The record is from RefSeq and is a predicted model, not a curated record.